Molecule: messenger RNA, 2263 nt
Organism: Pan troglodytes (chimpanzee)
Lineage: Eukaryota; Metazoa; Chordata; Mammalia; Primates; Hominidae
Gene: DENND6B
Product: DENN domain containing 6B
Exons: 21
Coding region: 144-2093 (649 amino acids)
Cellular component (GO): recycling endosome
Molecular function (GO): guanyl-nucleotide exchange factor activity
Source: RefSeq, a predicted model, not a curated record
CCGCUGGCGCUUCUCGGGCGCUAGGGGGCGCGCGGCCGUGCGGGAGCCGCACUGGGCCGCGGCGGCCGCUCGACUGUUCUGAGGAGCGGCCCGGACGCGCGCCGCCCCCGCCCGCGUUCCCCCGGCAACCCGCGGCCGCCGCCAUGGACGCGCUGUUGGGCACAGGGCCUCGCCGGGCUCGCGGCUGCCUGGGCGCGGCUGGACCCACGUCUUCAGGUCGCGCGGCGCGGACCCCGGCGGCGCCCUGGGCGCGCUUCUCCGCCUGGCUGGAGUGCGUGUGCGUGGUCACCUUCGACCUGGAGCUGGGCCAGGCGCUGGAGCUGGUGUAUCCGAACGACUUCCGGCUCACAGACAAGGAGAAAAGCAGCAUCUGCUACCUGUCUUUUCCCGACUCGCACUCAGGCUGUCUUGGAGACACUCAGUUCAGCUUCCGCAUGCGCCAGUGUGGAGGGCAGAGGAGCCCCUGGCAUGCCGACGACAGGCACUACAACAGCAGGGCCCCUGUGGCACUGCAGGUGGUCUGGAUGGGGCGUGCCUGGCUAACACCAUGCUCCUUCCAGAGGGAGCCGGCACACUACUUCGGCUACGUGUACUUCAGGCAGGUGAAGGACAGCUCUGUGAAGAGGGGCUACUUCCAGAAGGCCCUAGGGUCCAGCCCCACCGGCCGCCACCCAGGGAGUUCGGUGUUGGGUUUUCUCCUGUCUAAUAAUUCUGGGGUCCAAGUCAGGCGUUCCCGGGGCAGCUGUCCUGUGAAGUUGGUGGGACGUGCUACCCUGGGCCAGCUCCAGUCUUUGGUGCUGGUGUCCCGCUUGCCCUUUGUCCGGCUGUUCCAAGCGCUGCUAAGCCUCAUUGCCCCCGAGUACUUUGACAAGCUGGCGCCCUGCCUGGAAGCAGUGUGCAGUGAGAUCGACCAGUGGCCGGCGCCUGCGCCUGGGCAGACCCUGAACCUACCUGUCAUGGGCGUUGUUGUCCAGGUGCGCAUCCCAUCCAGGGUGGACAAGUCCGAGUCCAGUCCUCCGAAGCAGUAUGACCAAGAGAACCUGCUGCCAGCCCCAGUGGUUCUUGCUAGCGUCCACGAGCUGGACCUGUUCAGGUGCUUCCGGCCUGUGCUGACUCAUAUGCAGACACUGUGGGAGCUCAUGCUCCUCGGGGAGCCCCUGCUAGUCCUGGCACCCUCGCCCGACGUGUCCUCGGAGAUGGUGCUGGCCUUGACCAGCUGCCUGCAGCCCCUCAGGUUCUGCUGUGACUUCCGUCCCUACUUCACCAUCCAUGACAGCGAGUUCAAGGAGUUCACCACACGCACGCAGGCCCCACCAAACGUGGUCCUGGGAGUCACAAACCCUUUCUUUAUCAAAACACUCCAGCACUGGCCCCACAUCCUCCGAGUCGGGGAGCCCAAGAUGUCAGGAGACCUGCCUAAGCAAGUCAAGCUGAAAAAGCCUUCAAGGUUGAAGACCCUGGACACCAAGCCAGGCCUCUACACCGCUUACACGGCCCACCUCCACCGCGACAAGGCGCUGCUCAAACGGCUGCUCAAGGGCGUGCAGAAGAAGCGGCCGUCAGAUGUGCAGAGCGCCCUGCUGCGGCGGCACCUCCUGGAGCUCACCCAGAGCUUCAUCAUCCCCCUGGAGCACUACAUGGCCAGCCUCAUGCCCCUGCAGAAGAGCAUCACGCCCUGGAAGACUCCCCCCCAGAUCCAGCCCUUCAGCCAGGAUGACUUCCUGCGUAGCCUGGAGCAUGCUGGGCCCCAGCUCACCUGCAUCCUCAAGGGCGACUGGCUGGGUCUCUACAGGCGGUUUUUCAAGUCCCCCCAUUUUGAUGGCUGGUACCGGCAGCGGCACAAGGAGAUGGCCCUGAAGCUGGAGGCCCUGCACCUGGAGGCUAUUUGUGAGGCGAACAUCGAGACCUGGAUGAAAGACAAGUCCGAGGUGGAGGUCGUGGACCUGGUCCUGAAACUUCGUGAGAAGCUGGUGCGGGCUCAGGGCCACCAGCUCCCUGUGAAGGAGGCUACGCUGCAGCGGGCACAGCUGUACAUCGAGACGGUCAUCGGCUCCCUGCCCAAAGACCUGCAGGCUGUCUUGUGCCCUCCCUAGAACAGAGCCAAGGGCCACGGUCCCAGGGCCCUAGCUGAGCCUCCCACUCCCCAGUGGUGGCGGCACUGGGCCAAGCACACGCUCCCCUUCCUUGGCCCCCCGCCCAGACUGCAGGCUCCCCUUCCUGCACCACCAUUGUCUCAGCAGUAAAGGUGACAUUUGGAACCACA